CGUACCAACACCAACAAGAUCCUAAUCUCUACCCUUAAGAACCCUAACGUUAGUAUUAUUUUAAAUAUUAAUAGUUGGGAUAGAACCGGUAGAGACCCAAAGGUUACGUAUAAUCUUAUUCAAUCUUAUAUCGCCCGUAUUACUAAAGAGGCUCGCAACGAAGUUCUCGCCGAAUAUCUAGCUAUUAAGUAUACUAAUUUUAAUACUAUAGCUUCCUUUCUCAACUACUAUACUAUAUUCCGCAAACGUAUCAAGGAUACCAAAUUCACAAUCGACAGUAACUUCGAAAUUACCUUCCUUUACAAUACCGUAAAGACCGCCUAUCCUAUUAACGCCAGAUAUUAG
Molecule: messenger RNA, 345 nt
Organism: Neurospora hispaniola
Lineage: Eukaryota; Fungi; Ascomycota; Sordariomycetes; Sordariales; Sordariaceae
Exons: 1
Source: RefSeq, a predicted model, not a curated record